UUUUUCCCUUUCAUUUAGCCCUUUCUUCUUCAGCCUCCAAAAACCAGAGAGUAGAGUUACAGAGCCGCCGUCAAAAAUGGUGCAACGGCUUACUUACCGUAAACGGCAUAGCUAUGCAACCAAGUCGAACCAACAUAGGGUUGUCAAAACCCCAGGUGGGAAGCUGAUUUACCAGACUACAAAGAAGAGGGCUAAUGGACCUAAGUGCCCUGUAACUGGAAAGAGAAUUCAAGGGAUUCCACACUUGAGACCUGCUGAGUACAAGAGGUCCAGGUUACCUAGAAACAGGAGGACUGUGAACCGUGCUUAUGGUGGUGUGUUGUCAGGCAGUGCUGUACGUGAAAGGAUCAUCAGAGCCUUUUUGGUUGAAGAACAAAAGAUUGUGAAGAAGGUUUUGAAGAUCCAGAAAGCCAAGGAAAAGCUAGCAUCCAAGAACUAAGCCUUUAAUCCUUGAUGAUGUCGUGAGAGGAGUUUCUGAUACUGCAGGCUACUAGGAAAUCAUGACUGUAUUUGGAUUUUUGGUCUUGAGAUUUGUAUGUUGCUGGUUUUCGUUAAAAUACGAUAUUGGAGGCCUUUCUUCAGUUUGUCGAAAUAUCUGUUCUCGUAGGUAUCUUUAUUUUCUUCGUUCUGGAUAUUUAAACUUCUUAUGGAUAUUUGCACUUUAAUUCAACUAGGCUAUUCGUUCCA
Molecule: messenger RNA, 687 nt
Organism: Solanum tuberosum (potato)
Lineage: Eukaryota; Viridiplantae; Streptophyta; Magnoliopsida; Solanales; Solanaceae
Product: 60S ribosomal protein L34-like
Exons: 4
Coding region: 77-439 (120 amino acids)
Biological process (GO): translation
Cellular component (GO): ribosome
Molecular function (GO): structural constituent of ribosome
Source: RefSeq, a predicted model, not a curated record